CUUAUACCCACACCCUGGAUGCAGGCAGGCGUGCACACACCGGCAGAUUCACUCAGCUUCCGCAGCGCUCUCCCUUCUCCAUCUCUGCGGCUCUAUCCCUCCCUGCUCGCACUCCUCUCCUGGUGGAUUUUUAGCCCACUGGCUUUGUGGAACACCGCCAAAAUGUCUGACAAGCCUGAUAUGACUGAGAUCGCCAGUUUCGACAAGGCAAAGCUGAAGAAGACGGAGACAAAAGAGAAAAACCCUCUGCCCACCAAAGAGACCAUCGAGCAAGAGAGGAAAGGCGAUGCCACACCUUGACUUCUGAGCACACGAAGAAAAGAACGCUGAGAUGCCACAGCAAAAAAAGCACUUUGUUUUGAUUAUCACAGUAUUUCAAUCACUUUUACUUUGUCUUCAGAAAAAAAUGUAUGGGUGCCGUGGAGCUCCCUGGGGUGCUGUAAUGGUAUAUGGCACCCUCACAAGGGGGCUCUCUCGCCACUCAGCUGGAAAAAAGCUUUAGCCUGGUUGCUUGUCUUGUGCCGUCAGCUUACAGCUAACACGUCUCCCCAAAUUGCCAAAAUAGGAGGUGGUGUUGUGAUGUAGCACUGAAAGAGAGGGAGAGUAAGGCCGGCAUCCAGGCUGAGGUGUGUGUGUGUGUGUGGGGGGGGGGGG
Molecule: messenger RNA, 654 nt
Organism: Platichthys flesus (European flounder)
Lineage: Eukaryota; Metazoa; Chordata; Actinopteri; Pleuronectiformes; Pleuronectidae
Gene: tmsb2
Product: thymosin beta 2
Exons: 3
Coding region: 19-300 (93 amino acids)
Biological process (GO): actin filament organization; regulation of cell migration
Cellular component (GO): cytoplasm
Molecular function (GO): actin monomer binding
Source: RefSeq, a predicted model, not a curated record